GGGAGUGCUGGGCGACCUACGGCCGCAGGGUGUCACCGACGCAGCGGAUCCUGCGAGAGACCCGGCCGGCGCCCGCCGCUUUUAAACCCGGAGGGCGAGACGGCGGCGGAUAGCUAAGCGCGCAGGGCGCCUGGGCGGCCGACGAAUGGAAAGAAAAAGCGCGGUGACCGAGGCUAAGGGGAACCCUUGUCCUCUCGCUGUGGGCGAGGGACUGCAACCGCCGCAGCCGUUGAACGUCCUAGGUGGCGGUGGCGGGGCCCCAGCGCCCGGCCAGGCUGGGGCGGUGGCCGAGCCCGCCGAGCUCAUCCGGCGCGCCCACGAGUUCAAGAGCCAAGGGACGCAGUGCUACAAGGACAAGAAAUUCCGCGAAGCCAUCGGCAAAUACCACCGCGCGUUGCUGGAACUGAAGGGACUGCCGCCGCCCCCUGGGGAUCAGGAACUAGACUCGUGUGCGGCCUCCCUGGCUGGGCCCCCCCAACCCGGCCGCCUCUCGGAGGAGCAGAGCAAGACGGUAGAAGCCAUAGAGAUCGACUGCUACAACAGCCUGGCAGCCUGCCUGCUCCAGGCUGAGCUGGUGAACUAUGAGCGAGUCAAAGAGUAUUGCCUCAAAGUCCUGAAGAAGGAAGGAGAAAACUUCAAGGCCCUUUAUCGGUCUGGUGUGGCCUUCUACCACCUUGGGGACUAUGACAAAGCACUCUAUUACCUGAAAGAAGCAAGGGCCCGACAGCCAACAGACACCAACGUGAUUCGGUAUAUCCAGCUGACAGAAAUGAAGCUGAGCAGAUGCUCCCAAAGAGAGAAAGAAGCCAUGUAA
Molecule: messenger RNA, 814 nt
Organism: Chrysochloris asiatica (Cape golden mole)
Lineage: Eukaryota; Metazoa; Chordata; Mammalia; Afrosoricida; Chrysochloridae
Gene: TTC9
Product: tetratricopeptide repeat domain 9
Exons: 3
Coding region: 146-814 (222 amino acids)
Molecular function (GO): protein binding
Source: RefSeq, a predicted model, not a curated record